AUGCUUCGGGCCACUGCAACCUUACUGCCCACGUCUGUUUUACUCUUUUUUGUGGGAAUCUCAUAUGGCGAAUUAGAAAUGAGUGCGGGUGGCUGGGCUACGGUUCCCAAAUAUCGUUUCCCAGCAGUGGUCACAAUACGGAUAAGAGGCCAAGGCACCUUCGGGGGCGUACUUAUAAACGAUUGCUUCGUACUUACCUCAGCCCAACUAUUGGACUCCCAUGACCGCCCCCCAGUCACCGUCCUUGUUCACGACAUUGAAAAAGGGGGAACGCGACUGGAAUUCGGUGUUGAUGAUGUUUAUAUCCAUCCAAGCUGGACGGGGAAUUUCAGGGAAGGAUAUGAUGUGGCUCUCAUCAGGCUCAACAGGCCAGCUGCCAGUCCAGUUGCAAUCCUUGCGGAGCCGCCGUCACACCUGCUUCCCAACUCCAAAGUGUUUGUACUGAGGUCAGGGGAAGACAUCCAGCUGGCGGAGUUCCACGUUGUCCCCAGCGGCUUCUAUCCUGACCUUGGACAAUUGGAACCACACAUGUUGUGCGCGAUCUCGCACCACGCAAAUUUGAGUCCAGGUGAUCUGGGGGGCCCAGUAAUACUUCCACAUAUUCGCUCAGGAGAAAUGGCCCAAAACCUGGGUAGCAACAACUUGAGCGAGAUAUUGCAAGGAACCCCGGAGAUGGACAUCGUCGUGGGGGUGUUGUCCCAUGCAAAUUUUUCGCUGGUGCACCCCGGGGCCAGUAUUUUCACUAGUGUUUCGAGCAUUGAAAAGUGGAUAGACAAUGUAACAUCGAGUGAUUUGGAUAAAAACCGCGACAGAAAUAUCAAAUUUUGGAGUGUCAAAGGUUCAUCUCGCUGCUCAGGAAAGCCAUACCACAGGACGUCGAAAAUACCACAAUCAAAGAGAGGAUGGAUAAGGGCGCCAAGAGGUCGCUUGAAGGCGUUUGUGAGCGUCAGGGGAAGGGGGCGCGAUCAUGCAUGUGGAGGAGUAAUGAUUGGGAAGCGCCACGUGCUGACAUCUGCCAAUUGCAUAAAUGUGGUUGGACCGAACCCGAUUGUUAUUAUCGGCGUCCAAGGCAUUGACGACGACAGGAGAGUGGAGGGUGUGCAAGAGCACCGCGCUGAAAUGGCCCAUAUCCACCCAAUGUGGAAUGGCAAUGUCGAAGAGGGCUAUGAUGCUGCACUCCUACGGCUGUCGAGGAAUGCCGACGCCCCUCUGACUAACCUACCUAAUCAAAAAUAUGAUUUGCAACCCGAGUCGAUGGUUUGGGGCUUCAAACUUGGUCCAGCUCUGGAAAUGGCGCAAUUUCGCGUUGUGGCAAAUGAAGAAUGCCCAAGGAUGAGCUCCCUCGGGGCUGGCAUGUUUUGUGCUUAUUCAGAAUCAGCUUUCAUGGAGCCAGGUUCUUCUGGCAGUCCACUGUUGAUCGCUAAAACUGAUGACGUCAAGCAAUGGGACGCCAACAAGGACUUGCUUGUGGGGAUUGUGUCAUGCGCAAACUACUCGUCCCUGCAAAACAGCGGGGUGGGCUGUGUACUCAUAAGCAGCAUUGAAUCGUGGAUUCAACAAGUCGUAUCUCCGCAGGCACCUUUUCUGGAUUGGAGCCAAAUAUUGGACACCAUCCAUGAACACAUCACGUCGCUGCCAGUCGUGGAAAAUCUGCGCUUGCUGACUCAAAAUUGGCUUCAGGCAUAUGCGGAAGUUCUCCAGCCUUAUAUCGUGCAGGUUCGAUAUUGCAAAUACAGUGCGUCUUUUGCGAUAGGUUGUUUGUUGCCUCUGCUACUUUCGAAUUUUUGUGUGGUUUUUUGGACCAAAUGUGACGCCAACUCAGGUGCCAAUGAUUGGAUGUUAUGUGGCGCCCGUACAGCGUGCCCAUGA
This is a messenger RNA of Ostreobium quekettii, 1869 nucleotides long. The record is from the annotation of a GenBank genome assembly. Lineage: Eukaryota; Viridiplantae; Chlorophyta; Ulvophyceae; Bryopsidales; Ostreobiaceae.